Rotaria sordida is the source of this 765-nucleotide messenger RNA. The record is from the annotation of a GenBank genome assembly. Lineage: Eukaryota; Metazoa; Rotifera; Eurotatoria; Philodinida; Philodinidae.
AUGGCAAAAUUUGAUUUAACGAAUGCUCAAUUUGAAGAAAUCGAUAAAAAUCGAGAUGGAAUUAUUGAUAAAAAGGAAUUUCACAAAUGGGCUCCAGGUGCUGAAGGCCAGCCUUAUUCAUCAUAUAAAUCAUCAACCAGUAGAUUUUAUCGUAAUAGUUAUAGUACAAGUCGAUUUAAUGAAAAUAAAUAUAGAACUAAUUAUACAAAUGCUUCGGAAUAUAUGGCUGAUGAAUAUGCUUCAUAUGGAACUACAGCAGUAGCUAGUGAUCGGAUUAAUGAUAAAGUGAUUCAUACAAGUAGUCCAGAAGAAACGGAUGAAUAUCUUAAAAAAAUAGCUAAUAUUUACAAGGAUCCCAAUCCACAAAUUAUUCGACGAACAAUCGAACGUCCAGUAAUGCAUGAACAACGCGUUUUUCUUCGAUAUCUUCGACCACCUGUUCCAGAACCAGGAACGCUCACUAUUAAAGAAGUGCGUCCACUCCAGCCACGACCGCUUUCACCACUUAUUAUACGUGAACAAUCAGCAGCUCGUUCUUCACCACCUCCACUUAUCUUACGUGAACGGCCACCAACACCACCGCCACCUGUUCCCGAUGAAAUAAUUACUCACCGUUUACCUACUUCACCUGUUCAAUCACGAUCAGUUAUCAUCGAACGUUUUCCAUCUCCUCCAGAAAAACCACGUAAAAGAAUUAUCUUCAGUUUUCUUUUUGCAUUUUUUUGGGAAGUAUCUAUGUACACAUAUGUGUACAUAGCCAAGUGA